Messenger RNA from Rodentolepis nana, 822 nucleotides. The record is from the annotation of a GenBank genome assembly. Lineage: Eukaryota; Metazoa; Platyhelminthes; Cestoda; Cyclophyllidea; Hymenolepididae.
ACUCUUGAAGCGCCUGCCGAACGUUGUACAACCGAAAUCGAACACCAAUCAAUUGCCGAUUUCUUUACAAUUUUCAAACCCUCUAAAGAUGCUUCAUCAGUUAUUGACAAUCAAUCAUUAAAUAUCCCCUCCAUUGAAGAGAUUGAGAAUGAACGCCUAGAAGCCAUGCUAAAACAGGUUAAGGAUCAAUUGAUGCUCAAAUCCGCCACAAAGGAAGAAGUUGCAUUGAGGCGUCAACAGUGGAGAGAACUUGGAGUUAAACUUCAGGGUGUGAAGCACUGGGAGGGCUUCAAUCAAGUUUUCAUGGUCUCCUCUGCAACUGGAGAAGGAAUUGAUAAUCUCAGGAAAUAUCUUUUAUCGCGAGCUAAACCUGGACAGUGGCUUCUCUCCCCAGCUCUCAUAACUGACGUCGAACCUACAGAGAUCAUCCGCAUGUGCGUGUGGGCUCACUGUCUAGAAAAACUGCCCCAGGAGAUCCCCUAUGGUGUCCUAGUUACAGUGGAUGAAUGCGAGCAUGUUAACAUAGGUCAAGGCGACGAUCGUGUCUACGUGCAUGUCAGACUCCGCUGUCCCAACGAGCGUUCAAUUAAAAAUGUUAUCGGCCCUCAGGGCAAACAUAUCAGAGAAAUAGCCGGAGCCGUGAAAAAUGAAUUGGGUACCUUGUUUAAAGCAACAACUGUGGUAAAGCUUACUGCAGAAGCGAUAAAGCCUAACCGUGGGUCGAUUAAGCGAUUACGCGCGGCCAAAGACUUCUCUGAAGUCUAUCCGAACUUUGACAACACUUCUCAACCACAGCGUGGAAUUGAGACUGUUGAAUUGUAG